Molecule: messenger RNA, 893 nt
Organism: Purpureocillium takamizusanense
Lineage: Eukaryota; Fungi; Ascomycota; Sordariomycetes; Hypocreales; Ophiocordycipitaceae
Exons: 2
Coding region: 188-709 (173 amino acids)
Cellular component (GO): plasma membrane
Source: RefSeq, a predicted model, not a curated record
GACCUUCCACGUCGAGCCUCUCUCAUCAUCGUCGGUGUGCCUCAGGCGCCCGGCUGGCUGGCACCGGGAUCCCGACGUUCCCCGCGCCCCGCCGCCGCAUUCCAUCUCCGGCCCAUCAAUCACCGCCGUCGCCGCCGUCCCGCCUUCCGGAGAGCCCAUUGAUCCCGCGCGCCCGCCCGGCACAGCAAUGACACUCGCGCUGCGGCUCACGCCACGGCCGGUGCUGCUCACAGCCGUACUCGCCAUGAUGAGCCUCUUCACCGUUGCCGCCGCCGGCCAGCUCGCCAUCUACAACGGCUCCCAAAAGUACACGUACCACGGCUGCUACAACGAGACGACCGAGAUCCCCGGAUCGGACCACACGCGCGCCCUCGGCAGCGGCAUCAACGAGGUUAGGGGCGGCGUCAUGACGGUGCCCCUAUGUCUGUCCUUUUGCUCAACCGGCGACACCGAGUACCGCUACGCGGGGCUCGAGUGGGCGAGGGAAUGCUGGUGCGCGCAGAGCAUCGCCGGCAUCUCAGCCAAGCUCGACGACAAGCAGUGCAACUUCCCCUGCGAGGGCGACAACACCACCGCCUGCGGCGCGUCCCUCAAGCUGUCCGUGUACCGCCUGGCCAGCUCGGCGCCGCCGAGGCCCGCCGUCGCCGCCUUCUCCGCCUCCGCCCUGCUCGCCUGCUGCGUCGGGGCUGCGUUGGCCGUUUCGUUAUGACCAUAGCGGCGCGGGGCGUCAUCGCCAAGGGGGGGUGGGAAGGAUUCUCGUGAGGCGCGGAAAAGGAGGAGGAGGAGGAGGAAGAGCAUGUGCGGAUGGAUGGAUGGGGCGCACACAAACGUGUGAUGGACAUAGCGAGCGGGACAUACAGUGGCAUAGACUUGCAUUCAUUAAUUCAACGUUU